AUGCCAGAGAAAAACGAUGCAAAGACGGCACAGCAAGAAUCUCCCGAAGUAAGUAGAAGACCGUUAGAGCUAUCAUGGGUUUGCGGAGUGAAUCCGAGACUUGGUUUCGUGGAUUUGACACAAGAUGGAGAACAUACUGUGGCAUACGCAAAUAACCACAUCGUCGUAAUACAGACAAUAAAUAGCGAAAAACACUACCCGCUCGUCGGUCAUCGAAAUAUCGUCCAAAAUCUCGCCGUCUCGCCCUGCAAACGCUGGCUCGCCUCCUCAGAAAUCGGCAACAGCGCUUCGAUCAUCAUCUGGGAUGUGGAGCAAAAACAAGGUCUCCAAACUAUCGACACUCGAGCUUCAUCUGAUGUCGUUUCUCUCAGCUUCUCGACCGACUCAGCGACCUUGCUCGUCCUUUAUGGCGACUCGCGACUUACCAUGUGGCGCUGGGCGGAUGACAUCCCCUUGAAAUACGAAGAAAUUCAACUAAACGCCGUCAUUCCUUAUGGAUUUCUUCCUAAAAUCACAGUCAACAAAGCCAUCGAAGCCGAUCACCAAAGCGCGGUCAUCACAUUUCCUCAGAAAAUCGUAAUCCUGACGUACCACAGUAGAGUAGAAACUGUCAAUCAAGAUGGAGAUUUGCUCAAGAAACAGAUUUGUACUUAUGAUAUGGAGACUCUUCUUCCAGAUGAUGAAGAAAACGACGUCGGAGCGAUGCGCGAGGGCUGGGCUCUCGGUCAAUCUGUCUUUGUUUCAAACACCGAGAUCGCCACAUCUCUCGGGGCCGGUUACGGCGCUGUUCUCAUGUGCAAACGCGCUCCACCCUCGGAAGCGCGACCAAAGUGGCAUUGGCGGUGCCAGAAGCUCAUCCGAUUCAGUGAGCGGCCCAUCACUACGAUUGACAAGUAUGAGAGCAAAGAAGGCACAGUUGUUACGAUUGCCGAUUUGUCUGGCCAUAUCCGAUUUUUGUCGAGCGAGCUGAAAUUGCUGUACUGGGUGAAAAAGCCCAAGCUUGCCGGCUGUGUUUCGCUAACUUUCGCGGACUUGCCUGCAGUCACCGUUGGCGCUGGGGCAGAAAUGAGAGAAGCGACGCUUGAUCAGCCUGUUUUCGAAGCUCCACCAUUUAUCACCUGCACAAACGAAGGCAUCGUGCAUCAAAUGGUCAAGGGCGUUCCUACAAUGGUGUUCGAAGGCCCACCAAAAGGUCACGUCAGGAUCAAGGCUCAUCCUCAUCGCGAUCUUGUGAUUAUCAGCGGAGAUCAUGAGCUCAGACUCAUGUCAUUGGAAGAUGGCUCCUUCAAGUGUUUAUCGAAGGUCAAACUUACAAGCGAGAAGAUCCAAAGCAUCGAAUAUUCGAGCAAUGGUAACGAAGUCGCCGUUGGAAGCAGCAAGGGUCAAGCUAUCAUUUACGACGCGUUCUCCCUGAAAGAGUUCACUCGACUUCAAGGCUCUGAUCACGCGAUUGUGGCGACAACUUUCAACGACGAUGGAAAUUACUUUGCCGCUUCUGAUGCUAGCCAUGCUGUCAAUCUCUGGGAAAGGGAUGAUGCUUCCAAUCCAAAAGACGGCUGGAGAUGCAUGGGAAGAUUCCGCCCUCACUCGGAAGAAGUCAAGUGUCUACUCUUCAUCCAAGAAUAUGGAACUGACCGAUUAUUGUCAAUCAGCCGCGACCGGAAGCUGGUGGAAUACGCUAUCGAGGAUAAAUUGAAGAUUCACUCGCAGUACAGAAUUGAGUCCGAAGCGACGCCAACGAAUUUUAUUAAAUAUCCAGGAAAUAAAGACGAAGAAGAAUUCUUGCUUACGACAAACGACAGAUAUAAAUUUCGAUUCUACAAUCAGAGCACCAAGCUUCCUCGACGAAUGAUCAGCAUCAGCAAGUACGACUCGCCGAUCACAGAACUCAUUUCGCGACCUUGCGGAACGGAUUCAAUUGUUUUCUCGACAGAGACCUGUCUUGGCGUCGUUUUGUUGCCACUUGAUGGAAACCCAAACAAGGAAUAUGCAGUUGUCGCCAAUCCCGCUGGCGUCUCAUCAAUUACAGCCAUCAAGUCGAAAAUCAUUUCCUGUGGCGAGGGAAUCGUCACUGCUUGGGACAUCGACUUGGACAGUUUGGAAGAGCAAAAACUUCGCGGCGGCGUCGGAAUGACUCCUUUCUACAACAUGCUGAAGCCGGACGAGUUUGAGCUGUUGAAAGACGUAUUCUACUUUUGCCGACUGGAGGAGCAGGGCCUCAACGCCGAAGUAACCCGUGAUGUAGCCCGAACUAUCCCGCUGAAUAGAAUCGCCGAAGCAGUCCGCGCUCUGGGCUGGUUCCCGACCGAGCAGCAAAUCGAGGAGCUUCUAACGGAAAUCAAGUUCUCCCAGUUCCACAAGACGCAGAAACAAGUCAAGGAAAUCGAAAUGGACGACUUCAUCAAGUUUUAUGUCAAUCACAAACCAGUGGAUCAAAUUAAUAUGGAUGACGUGCAGCAAGCUUUCGAAACUCUCUUAGAGUCCGAAAAGGGCGAUUCAAUGACGUACAAAGAGUUCCGUCAUAAUUUAGAGAAUUUCGGCGAAAAGAUGAGCUCAAGCGAGAUCAGCAAAUGCAUCGAAAAGCUGUGCGGAAUGGCGAACAUUAGCGAGGAUGAGACCUUUGACCCGCACCAGUUUAUAACCAAUAUUCUCAAGCUGUAA
Messenger RNA from Oikopleura dioica, 2661 nucleotides. Lineage: Eukaryota; Metazoa; Chordata; Appendicularia; Copelata; Oikopleuridae. The record is from the annotation of a GenBank genome assembly.